GUCGCGGCGGCCGCCAUGUUGCUGAAUGAAAUUACCCUAGCUUCAAAACAUUAAAAAGCGGCUGGCGAUACUAGUUAGUAAUAUUUCAUGGAAUAAUUCUCGUUUAAGAUUUUGACAUAUUGCAAACAUGACUUAGACCUCAUGAAGGUAACGCAGAAGCCCCAUACGUAUCGUGUUCACACAUAGUAACAGUGUCAAGCAAUGAACCAUGGAAGUGGAUCACAGAAUAUCCAACGACAGCUCCAAAAAUCCAAGUCUGUCUCUGGGUCGGAAGCUGAGGAGCAGCAGCAGCUAUCCAUGGCAGCUACACAACAACAAACUACAGUUAGCCACCCUCAGUCUCCUGUGACCACCUUUUCCUCUGUCGCUAGCCCUUCAGCCCCUCAGUCACCCAAUUAUCAGAUAAUCAUGAGUCGGAGCCCAGUCACAGGCCAGAAUGUGAACAUCACAUUGCAAAAUGUGGGACUGACUGGUAAUCAGCAAAUCACUCUAACCCCACUCCCCAUUCAGAAUCCAUCAUCUCCUGGGUUCCAGCACAGUACAUCUCAGUGGAGGUUUGAGCAUGCUCCAUCCUACAUUCAAGUCACGUCACCUGUGCCCCAAACUAUUCAACCCCAAAGUCCCACUCAGCAUAGCCCAAUCACUUUACAAGGUGUCACAAGGCCAGGGGCUCCUGCAACAGCAUUGGGAGUGCGUGGACAGAGCACUACAACAAAUGUUGAUGCUAGCAUGAUAAUGCGACAAAUCAGCCAAUCAGGAGGAGGUCACUUUGUUUAUCAGGAGGGGACAGGACUUGCCCAGAUUGCCCCAGCAUCUGGCCAGGUACAACUUGGUACAGCAGGACCACCAGGCUGUGUCAGGGAACGUCGGCUCUCUCAACCUCAUUCUCAGACUGGUGGCACCAUCCACCACCUUGGACCUCAAAGUCCUGUUGCCACUAGUACUGCACUGCCCACUCUGGGUAGCCCUGGACACAUCACCACUUCCAGCCUACCUCCACAGAUUAGUAAUAUCAUCCAAGGACAGCUGGGACGUCCAAUGGUCUUUGAGAAGACCGCACAAGGUGUGGUUACUGGAGUAGGAACCACAGCUACAGCAACGUUCAGCAUACCCUCCUCCAUUCCACCUUCUAGCCCAUCCCUUACUAGUCCACAACAUGGGAUCACCAACAAUCCUCUGGCACCCUCCAGUAUGACUACUGCUUCUAUAAAGAAACAGAUUCCCAAGAAGUUAGAGGAAAUCGCUCCUGCUACUCCUGAGAUCUCCCAGCUGAGAAAGCAGUGCUUGGAGCACCACACCAAGAAGAUGGAGAGCCUGAAGGAAAUGUUUAAAGAAUACAUGGUUGAACUUUUCUUUCUGCAGCAUCUUCAGGGGAAUAUCAUGGACUAUCAUGCUUUUAAGAAGAAGCAUUGUCAUCCCUUAAAUACGUACCUGAGACAAAAUGACCUGGAUCUUGAUGAUGAUGAAGAAGAAGAAGAACAGUCGGAGGUUAUUAAUGACGAGGUAAAGGUUGUUACUGGAAAGGAUGGCCAAGCAGUGACACCAGUUGCCAUAGCAACACAGCUCCCUCCGAAUGUUUCUGCGGCUUUCUCUGCCCAGCAGCAGUUUCAGGGACAUCCAGGGGCGGCUUCAGGCACCAUUACAAACCCUGGAGACAUGGAUGCCUUUAAGAGGCAACAGACUAUGGUGCAAACAGAUCAGGCUAAGAGGCCACGGAUUGACGUUGGUCGCCAUGGGCUGAUUUUCCAACAUCCUGGUGUAGCUCCUUUAGGAUCACCUGGCGUUCCACUUCAGCAGCUAAUGCCGACUGCGCAAGGCGGUAUGCCACCUACUCCUCAAGCAGUCCAACUAUCAGGACAGAAGCAGAACCAGCAACAGUACGACCCAUCCAAAGGACCACCUGUACAGAAUGCAGCCAGCCUACAUACCCCUCCUCCUCAGCUACCUGGCAGGUUGCCUCAAGGUGCCCUACCGAUGGCAAGCAUACCCAUGGCCCUCUCUCAGCAGGCUCAGUUAGUGGAGAAUUCAAGUCACCCUGGUGUGCAAAUCCAAGUGCAGGGAGGCGGGCCCAUGCUGGCUGCUGUGAACACCCACACACAGCUUCAAACCCAGCUGCAGCAGCAGAUGCAACCAAGUGUUCAUAUUCAGCUGCAGCCCCAGCAACAACAAUCCCAGACAGUUCUUCAGUCAGGACAAGCGACGGUGGCACUUGCUCGCCCUGGUACCGAUCCAAACCAGCCUGUUCACCGGAUUAUGACCAACUCAGUAUCAAUAACAUCUGUGGUUCCUGCCCCUGUGUCUGCCACUAAUUCCAAUCCAGCUGCUCAUACAGCAGGUUCUCUCCGUCCUGUCAGCUCCAACCCAGGAACCCCGUCUAAACUGACAGGAACCAAUGGCAUAUCUGCUGUCAAAAUAGGCUUGGGCCAAAAUGCGACCGGUCAGUCCCCACAGGAAGGUUCCCAGGAUAAGCAAGUGGAGCAGGCCAAAUUGGAGAGUCAGGUGCACCAACGCAUCUCUGAGCUAAGGAAGGAGGGUCAGUGGUCAGUCAGCAGGCUCCCCAAGCUUAUGGAAGCAUCACGUCCAAAGUCCCAAUGGGAUUACCUCCUGGAGGAGAUGCAGUGGAUGGCAGCUGACUUUGCUCAGGAGAGAAGAUGGAAGGAGGCUGCUGCAAAGAAGCUUGUUCGUACAUGUGCUCGUUACCAUCAAGAACAGAAGAAAAGUCAAGAAAGAUCACAGAAACAAAAGGAAAUUCAUCUUCGUCAAAUUGCCAGUACAAUUGCUCGAGAGGUGGAGUUCUUCUGGUCCAACAUUGAGCAGGUUGUGGAAAUUAAACUCCAGUUUCAAAUCAAUGAGAAGAGGCUUAAAGUGCUUAACCUACAAAAAGCAACAGUGUCUGGUCAGUCAGCAGAAGAAAAAGUCAAUAAGACGGAGGCGACCACCUCUGGUAGAAAGAGAAAAUCAAGUUUAUCCAUGGUGGAAGAAGAGGUCACCGAUGAAGAGGGCACCAUAGAGGAACAGGAGGUCAUUGAAGGCGACACAGACCACAAAGCAGAAUUGAUCGACCUCGCAAAAGAUGCUGAGAUGUCUUUGGAUGCUUUAAAGAGACAGUAUGCUGGUGCCUAUGCUGAUGAUUUUGAGUGGCCUCAGCCUAGUCCUCAUACUGAUGAGGAUGAUGUGGAAGUUACUGAAGAAAUGGUUUGUUUCCCAAGCAGUUCACCUGAAGCAGUGGUAAUUGACUCUCUGUUUAGCAUGGACCAACAACGUAGUGCUGAUAAAUCGACGUCUAACACUAAAGGAAAGGCUGGCAGAGACAUUGCUGAAGUAGCAGCUGCUACAGAACUCUUCCUGCCCAAGGGCAGCCACAGAGUCACGUCAUCUACCCGCAGCCCCGCACCUAUUUUGUUACAUGGGUUGUUGAGAGAAUAUCAGCAGAUUGGUGUGGACUGGCUGGUAAACCUUUAUAAGAAAAGGCUCAAUGGCAUCUUGGCUGAUGAGACGGGCCUCGGCAAGACUGUGCAGACGGUGGCUUACUUGGCCCACUUAGCUGGUCAGGAGGGCAUUUGGGGACCCCAUCUAAUUCUAGUAAGGACAUGCAAGUUGUUAAGUUGGGAGUUAGAGUUCAAGCGCUGGUGUCCUGGCCUUAAGAUUAUUCUUUACCUGGGCAACAGAAAGGAGCGCAGAUACAAGCGAAUGUUAUGGGGUGACGCCAACAGCUUCCAUGUGUGUGUGACAUCAUACAAGCUGCUGAUGAAAGACCAGAGAUAUUUUCUGAAGAAAAGAUGGAGGCAUCUGGUUCUAGACGAGGUGCAACUUAUCAAAAACAUGACUGGAAAGCACUGGAAAACUAUCUUUGCUCUCAGAAGUGAGCAAAGGAUCCUUCUUAUCCACACUCCACUGCAGAACACUCUGAAAGAGUUUUGGACCAUGAUCCACUUCCUGUUGCCAGGAAUUACCAGGUCUUACUCAGACUUUCCUGUUGAGGCAGACACAGACGAGAACCAGGACUACUGCCACAAACUUGUCAUACGCCUGCACAGGAUGAUCCAGCCAUUCAUCUUGAGACGCUCUAAAAGGGAUGUAGAGAAACAGCUUCCUAAGAAGUACGAGCACAUCCUCAAGUGCCGUCUCUCAAACAGACAGAAGACCCUUUAUGAGGAUAUCCUUACGCAGCCUGGGACACAAGAGGCGCUGAAGUCGGGUCAUUUUGUCAGUGUGCUUCAGGUUUUGAUGCAGUUGCAGCGAGUGUGUAACCACCCUGAGUUGGUGGUACCCAGAGAAACCAGCAGCUCCUACCUCUGUUCAUCGCUUCAGUACAAUGUGCCAUCACUGGUUCUUGGAGCUAUUGUUAAAGACUCGAGCGAGGUUGCAAACCUGUCCAUAUUUGAUCUGAUUAAUAAUGAGAACAGACUGACUCGGUACCAGACCGAAGAAGCUAUGCCUAAACUAAAGGUCACUCAGCAGCUCAUUGAGGAAAUUUACACUGGUCCUGAGCAACCACCAAGACCCAGACCAUGUCCGAUAAAACCCAUGAGGUUGUUCCAGCCUGUGCAGUAUGGUACAAAGCCAGAAGGUCGCUUGGCUGCCAUUGGAAAUGCAGUGGGUCAGCGCCCCACAACAAGCUUUCCCCCUACUGGCACCUUAGUUUCCACUAUCAGCCAGGCAGGCCAGACCAGAGGCAGGUCCCCUGUUACUGCCCCGACAGCUACGCCCACAUCUCAUGCCACUGGAACAGCUACUGUGAGAGCCCAGGCUACUCCUACUGUCAGCAGGAGCAGCAACAACAACACUGCAUCUUCCUCCAUUGCCUCCUCUGGGAACAGUGGCAAUGGGCAGCAUGCUUUGGGGGCUACUCCUUUGGCCUUGGGUCAGACCUUAGCUGGAACAGUUGUAGGCUCUAUGACUUCCCUCAGCCAGCCUGGAAAAACACAGGUUCUAAGGCCAGGUUUAGUCCCCAGCCAUGCCAUCCAGCCCAGCCUUUUGUCCCAGACGUUGGUUCUUACAUCUCAGGCCCAGGCACGGUUGCCUAAAGGCGGAGAUGCGGGGAAAGUUGCCCAGCUGGCCAACAUGGCAGGGAGUCAGAAUCGUAUCUCCCAGCCAGAAACUCCCGUCACUCUGCAGUUUCAGGGGAACAAAUUUACUCUGUCCCCCAGCCAGCUCCGACAACUCACCACUGGUCAGCCCUUGCAGCUCCAAGGUACACUCGGUAACAUCCUGCAGAUUGUGUCCGCUCCAGGGCAGCCGAUUAUAAGGCCCCAGGGCUCCAUGGUAAUGCAAACAAUGCCUCAGACUGUUCCUGCCUCUAGUGCUGCAGUUACACCAGGCACACCUCAUCCUGCCCUCUCAAUAGCUCAGCAAGCGUUGGGUGUGACUACAAAUGCCACGUCAUCUCCAACCAAGCCUACAACUGUAGGUCGUUCCCAGGAGGCUUCGGAAGAAAAGACUCAGCAGCUGAAGGAGCGUUUAAGGCGCUUGUUUGAAGCAAAUGAGCAGCGCUGUAACCGCAGAGUGUUGUAUGGGUCAGAUCUGCUGCAGGCAUGCACUUUGAGCUCAGAACCUGCUCACACUGCCCUGACCGCUGGAGGAUGGACGUGGGUGGGCCGAGAGAGCUGCAUUAGAGCUCUGAGAACCUGCGUCGGUACCACUUCUGUGCUGCAGUCUGCUUUGCUUACUGUGGAGGACCAUCAUGAGGCUACCAAAAGCCUGACCAAGAGGCUGACAUCUGUGCUGCCAGCAGCUGUAGCUCCACCUCCUCAUCUGUAUGCAGCCAAUCCUUCAGUUCCUUACAGGCUUCAGCAGAAAUCCUUUCAGCAGCAGCUGCUGGAGGCCUCUGAACCCCACAGUGCAGACAUCCACCAUUUAGCAUCCAGACAUUUCUUGAGGCAUCCUGACCUGCAGCUAAUGCAGAUGGAUUCAGGUAAACUGGAAGCUCUUGCCAUUUUGCUACAGAAGCUUAGGUCAGAGAGUCGUCGUGUCCUCAUCUUUACUCAGAUGUUAAAGAUGCUGGACAUCCUGGAGGCUUUCCUGGUUUACAGGCAGCUCAAACAUGUGCGCAUUGAUGAAAACCUCACAUAUGAAGAAACGCAGGAAAAUAUGAGAAAGUUCAACACGAAUAGGCAAGUGUUCUGCAGCAUCCUGACCAACUGCUGCUGCUCUGAAGUCGGGACCAUUGUCGAUGCAGACACCAUCAUCUUCUAUGACACAGACCUUAACCCAAGCAUGGAUGCCCGUACUCAAGAGUGGUGUGACAAAGUGGGGCGCUCCAAGGAUAUUCACAUAUACAGGUUGGAGAGUGGCAAUUCAAUUGAAGAGAAAUUGUCAAAAAAUGGCACCAAGGAGCUUAUAAGGGAAGUAGUUGCACAGGGUACUGACUAUAGUUUGGCUUUCCUCACACAGUCGACAAUCCAAGACCUGCUGGAGGUAGAGGCAGCUUCGGGUAUUAAGGUGGAGGAGUUUGUGGUGCUUCAUCAGGAGCCAUCGGCUUCUGAAGCUAUUUCACCCAAAGUUGCAAGGCCCUACAUCCAGGCUCUGCACAGUAUAAAUAUGGAUGGUCAAAAAGAGGAGGGGGAGCACCAAGAGGAGGAGUCUAAAGAAGAACCUGGCCUCUUAGAGGAGUUGAAUGCUGUCAUGGAACAGCUUACACCUAUUGAAAGAUAUGCUCUGCAUUACCUGGAGUACCUCCACAUCAGUGAUGAUGAAGCUGCACUUAAGGAGAGGUUGGAGUGUGCAAAGAGAGGCUGGGAGCUGCAGCAACUGCAGAAACUGAAGGAGGAGGAGCGCAAGACCAUGGAGGGAGAGGAAGAUCUUUUCACUUACACCAGAGAAGAUGCUUACAACAUGGAAUAUGUUUUUGAUGCAGAAGAUGGUCAUAAGGAAAUCAUGCCGGUUUGGACUCCACCCACGCCACCACAGGAUGACAACGAUAUUUACAUUGAUUCAGUCAUGAUGCUGAUGUAUGACACCACACCUAUGCCAGAGUCCAAGCUGCCUCCUAUCUACAUUCGCAAGGAGCAGAAGAGACUCAAGAUGGACCCCUUGGCAGCAGCCAGAAAGAAGAAGAAGGGUCACGGGGAGACCGUGAUACCUCCACGCUCCCUCUUUGAAAAGGCCAGCAUGCUCAAAGUUCGGCGUGAAGGCAAAGACCAGAAAAAGAACUUUUCCCUCAAACAACCUCCUUUUGCCAAACCCCUGCCGUCACUGGCUAAACCUGCCAUGGAGGCUGGUCAGGAUAACCCAGAGUGGCUCAUCAGUGAGGACUGGGCUCUGCUUCAGGCUGUGAAACAGCUGCUGGAGUUGCCUUUGAAUCUGACGAUUGUGUCUCCUGCCCACACACCUAACUGGGAUCUGGUGAGUGACGUGGUGAACUCCUGCAGCCGCAUCUACCGCUCCCCGAAACAGUGUCGCAACCGCUAUGAGAAUGUCAUCAUUCCUAGAGAGGAGGGCAAGCUGGUGUAUGAAGCUAACCCUAAGAAGAAAUCCAAGAGCAUAUACAAGUCUAAGAACAGCCGUCCUUUGAGGACCUGCCAGAUCUACACACAGGAUGACAACAGCUCACAGAUUCAGCUGUACAGCAGUCGCUUUGAACUCAUGAAAAUAAUCGCCAGCAAGCGAAGCCCACCAAUCAAACCACUGCUUGGGAUGAAUCCAUUCCAGAAGAAUCCCAAACACGCGUCAGUCUUAGCAGAGAGUGGGAUUAGCUAUGAUAAGCCCCUACCUCCCAUUCAGGUGGCCUCUCAGCGGGCUGAAAGGAUUGCGAAAGAGAAAAAGGCACUUGCAGAGCAGCAGAAGGCUCAGCAGUUGGCCCAGCAACAAGCUGGAGCUCCCCAAUCUCAAGCUACACCUGGUCAGGCCCAGACUCCUGCUGCUGGCCAAGCCCAGGUUCCACAAGCGGCUGGAGUAACUGGAGCUACUGCUGUGCCCAAUGCAGCUGUACUGGCUGGAGCGAUAAAAAACGCCAAUGCGGGCACAGCCAUUCAGGCUGGCACUGUGGGGGGGAAUGUAAUUGUGAACACAGUAGCUGGAAUUCCCCCAAGUCCCUUCCAGGCCAGUAAACGCCUGGCAUCUCCGGUCAUACCAGGAACCCUGUCUCCUGCAGGCACAGCUGGAGCCCAGGUGGUCCAUGCACAACAGAGGGCUGUUACUGCUGCUGCAGCCCCUGCUGAAGUGGUCACCAUAGCUACAGGUGCUGGUGUGCGAGCUGUAACCCCAGUGACCGUUUCUACUACUUUGAGCCCAGUACAGUCACAGACCCGCCCACUGGUCCCUCAGGUCACACCAGGUAUACAGAUGACAGGGAAGCCUAUUACCCAAGCCCAGCUGCAGUUGUUCCAACAGCAGCGGCUGCAGCAGCAACAGCAGCCUACUUCCCCUCAGAUCAAAGCUGUAGGCAAACCUCAGGAUUUAUUAAAAUUGCCGAAACCUAAGGGGUCACUGCAGCAGCAGCAGGUAUCUGCAGCAACACAGGCUCAGCAAGCUGCUGUGGCCCAGGUGCAGCCCGCUCAGGCUGGCCAAGUCAGUCCUCAGCUGGCAACGGUGGCUGCAGCUAGACCUGCAGCAGUCAAUACAGUCCUGGCUCCAAACACCCUGCAAGUUACCAGACUGACUCGAGUGCCCACUCAGGGGCAGAUUCCGACCCCGGCAGGACAGACGGCUCAGGUGACCCUCACUAAGCCUCCGGGGGUGUCUGUGCCAGCCGUAGUCUCUACAGUGUCGGGAAUAAGUGUGGCUAUUAAUCCAGCACAGAAAACUGGGGGCACAGUGCUGACGUCACCCUUCCACCCGAUGCACGUCCAGCAGCUGAUUCCGAUGAAGAAAGCGCAGCACCCGGGAACAAUUCAGGGAGCUGCAGCUCAGCAGAAAGCAGGACAGCCUCAACAAGGACAGGCUGCCGUGCAACAGAAGAUUGGUACCCAGCAGGUGACGAUGCAGGGAGCCCAAUCAGCGCAGCAGCAGAAGGUCACCUACGCAGCAACAACACAACUCCAGCCUGGAAUCAAAACCCAGUUCUUCGCUGCUGCACCCAUUGCCCCGGCCCAGAAACCAUCUGGAGCCCAACAAAUUCAGGUGGCUAAGCUUCCACAAAUAGCGCAGCAACAGACAGCUCUGCCCAACAUUCAGCAGAUUGUGUCUUCUUCCCAGCAGCCUCAGACGGUGACUCUGGCCCAGGCGGCAACAUCAGCUUCUGCUCAAGUUCAGAUGAUUCCUGCAGGGACACCCACAGCUCAGGUGGUACAGCAGAAGAUCAUCUCACAGCAGGGGGUGACGCCCGCCACGCAGAUCCAGUCACAGAGUCCGCACAGCCCUGCCCAUCCACCUGCUGCCCCUUCUGCUACGGAGUCCCCUGGACAGCAGCCCGGCCAGGCCCAGCAGCCCACCAAGAAUCAAGCUCGGCAAGGUGGCGUCAGGGCCAAAACGCCCGCCAAGCCCAGUGGGGGGAGCAGCUAGGCAUGCUCUGUAAUGCCAACGCCCUCCAAGUGUUUUUCUGCAGGUCAUAUGAGGUUGUUACAGAUUCCACAGCAUCUGAGUCCUGAAAACCAGCCACUGUCUCAUUGAAACUAAACCCUUUGUUUACCCCUGUUAAUUCUUGUCUUUUACUGCUUCUGUUGGGCUCUACAACCAUCUCUUGCAUUGUAAACGGUCUUCCGUUCUUAACCUGAUUUAAAUGUACAUCAUUUGUUAUUAACAACUUCAGUAUGAAGUCCAUAAUACAGCAUUCAUGUCUUCUGUUUAAUGAAUAUAUGAGUUAACAGAGCCGAGGUUGAGGAUCGAGUCAUUCUGCCUUGGGGAAUGAGCUCACCAAUAUUAUAAGUGUAAUCAUCAUUAGUCCCUGUAUGUCUGAUUCUGUUAUCUAAAUGAUUGAGUGGACAGUAAUGGUCGUUCCUUUAAUUCUUUUUUAUUUCAGUAAAUACACUGUAAACAUGUACUUUAGUGUUAUGUGUUUUCUCAUAAAUUCUUUUUUUUUUUAAAUUGAUGUCAAAGUAAAAAAAAACUGUAAAUAUCAACAAAAACAUUUGUACUUGUAAAGUAGUUGUGUUUUCAUUUGAUUUUUCAGCCUAAUUGUAAUAAAGUGUUUUGUUUUUAUACACAAAUUCAUCUUUUCCUUUUAUUAAAGUGUUGAAAGUACUUAAACAUUUUCGACUUUUAUCUUCAACUUUAUUACCAGUUGUAUGUGGGUGGGGUUUUUUGUAUCCGUGCUGCAUUAAGAGUGUUUAUUUUUUGCUAUUCAAAUUAUUAGAUGCAACCAACCUGUAUUUGUGGGUUUCUGCUGCAGUAAAUGUUACGCAAUAGGUUGUUUUUUUUUGAUCGAUUUGAGCCCCUUUGCUUUUGUAAAUUUGUUCUUGCAAAAUAAUGAACAGAAAAUUAAAAUAUUACAUAAGA
Molecule: messenger RNA, 10374 nt
Organism: Girardinichthys multiradiatus
Lineage: Eukaryota; Metazoa; Chordata; Actinopteri; Cyprinodontiformes; Goodeidae
Gene: ep400
Product: E1A binding protein p400
Exons: 54
Coding region: 202-9441 (3079 amino acids)
Molecular function (GO): ATP binding; ATP-dependent chromatin remodeler activity
Source: RefSeq, a predicted model, not a curated record